This is a messenger RNA of Pelagomonas calceolata, 669 nucleotides long. Lineage: Eukaryota; Pelagophyceae; Pelagomonadales; Pelagomonadaceae. The record is from the annotation of a GenBank genome assembly.
AUGGGCCUGUACAUCGCCGCCGUGCUGGCCGCCGGCGAGAAAAAAGGCUGCCCCUUGCCCUGUGGCGCGUUCUGCCUCGAGCUAAUCGACCACAAAGAGGCCUGCCCCAAUAAAGGCAGCCCGUGCUCGCAGCAGGAGCUCGCGUUCGGCGACAUCUGCACGGGCGACGCGACCUGCGGCGACGCGGGCCGCUGCUACGUCGCGGCGGCAGAAACGGAAGCCAAAGUCCUCGCGGCGACGACGCGGCGACGGGCGUGGCGCGACGAGGCGACGCUGCGGCGGCGCGCGCUAAGCGACGACGGCGACCCCACGGACGCGCCGACGUACUGGACGCCACCGACGCGGAGCCACUUCCAGCCGCGCGACCGGCGCUUCCUCUACGCCGUCUUCAUCGGGUUCGUGGCUCUCGCGCUCGGCCUGGGCGCCGCGGUGGCCGCGCACGCGUUCCCGCUGGAGCGGGGGCGCCCGCGGCUGCCCGACCUCGUCGACACGUUCUUCGACGUGUGCCGCGGCGAGGCGGGCUUCUAUUACUGGUUCAAGGAGUGGCGGAACCGGGACAAGGUGCCGCGCGUGCGCGUCGUCGUCGCCCGACACAUGCGUGAGAGCGACUUCCGGCGCGUCGCGCCGCCGCCCCCGGCACUGUCGAACGCGCUCGUCGAAGAGCUCUAG